AUGGCGAAAGAAUUUGAGAUGAAUGAUCUUGGGUUACUCACGUACUACCUCGGUAUUGAAGUGGACCAAAGGAAAGAUUGCAUCAUGCGAAAGCAAUCGACCUAUGCUAAGAAGUUAUUGCAGCAAUUUAAGAUGAUAGAGUGCAACCCAACCAAGUAUCCCAUGGAAGCAAAGUCACAACUCGAGAAAGAUGCUGAAGGAAACUUGGUGAAUUCCACCAAGUAUAGGCAUGUCAUCGGAAGUCUAAGGUACUUGACAAAUACUCGUCCAGACCUUUCAUAUGUUUUCAAAAUAAUGAGUGGGUACAUGGAAAAGGCCACUAUGAUGCACAUCAAGCGGUUAAACACAUUGUUCGCUAUGUGA
Molecule: messenger RNA, 363 nt
Organism: Cucurbita pepo subsp. pepo (vegetable marrow)
Lineage: Eukaryota; Viridiplantae; Streptophyta; Magnoliopsida; Cucurbitales; Cucurbitaceae
Source: RefSeq, a predicted model, not a curated record